AUGAUGGUUACACGCAUUGUCGUGCUGGCCGUGGGAGCUUCCGCGGCCAGCGUCAGCGUUCCGUUUAGAAGACCGAGCAGUCUCUCGUUGAAUGAUAUAAACAAACGCGACGUCCUCAGUUUGACAGCGGAUAACAACAUCACUGGCGGAGGGUAUUAUGCUGAGAUAGAGGUGGGCACUCCAGCCCAGAAACUCAAGGUCCAUCUGGACACUGGGAGUAGCGACACCUGGGUAAACUCGGUGGGCACGGACUUAUGUACUGGGGGCCAGUACACCGGAUGUGAAGGUUUCUUCAACUCCAACAAGAGCAGCACCUUUAAGACGGUAGCUCAAGAUGCCUUCAAUAUCUCUUACUUGGACCAGAGAAGCGUACGGGGCGACUACUUCAACGACACCGUCACGAUCAACGGCAAGACCAUCAAUGGGCAAAGACUAGGUCUCCCGAGGAACACAACGCCUGGAUCGGGUGUUCUGGGUCUAGGCCUCAGCGCUGGGGUGGCAGCCGAGCAACAAUACCCUGCGAUCGUCGAACACAUGGCAGCCGAGGGCGUGAUUGGCCGCGCAGCAUUCAGUUUGUAUCUGAAUCACAGCCAAGCCGACACCGGUGUAAUUCUGUUCGGAGGAAUCGAUACUCGCAAGUUUAUCGGGAAACUCGCUACCGUCCCUCUGGUGCCGGGCUUCAAACCCGGAUCGGGCGUCCAAGCUUACGCCGUGCGCAUGUCCGGUUUGAACAUUGGUGACCCCGGCGGCGAUGAAAGCAAUGAUCAGACACGCAAUGCCUUGAACGUUACUGUGGUCCUGGACUCCGGGUCCACACUCACGUUUCUUCCGGACGGCUAUGCCGAGCCCAUCUGGAAACGGUUCGACGUGGAAAUUUUCCAGAACAAGGCCUUUAUCGACUGCAAGCACGCAACAUCUAACGACGACAUUUCAGUGGAGAUCUCUUUCCCCAAUAAGACCAUCGUUGUGCCAAUACGGGAGCUUGUCGUGGACUUUCCCCAAAAGAACAUACUUAAGCUUCUGGGUCUAAAGCUUGGUGAUCCAUGCAUCUUCGGAAUCCAAGGGACAUCAUUCAGCAACAUCACCGACAGCAAGUUUGGCAUCAUCGGAGAUACGGUUCUGCGCAGUGCGUACGUGCUCUACGACGCUGAGAACAAACAGAUUGGCAUUGCGCAAGCCAACAUCGCCUCGAACGAUAGCGACAUUGUUGAUCUCAAGUCUGGCGAUUCAACCAUACCUAACGUAACUGGCGUCAGCGAGGAAGACGCAAACACGACGCCACCUGGCCCGCCAGAGCCAAGCCAGACGCAGGACAGUGAGAGCUCGGCACAUGUGAAGACCACGGGGUUAUACUUGUGUCUCAGUCUAUUCGUCAUGAUCCUCUACGUCUUCUAG
Molecule: messenger RNA, 1395 nt
Organism: Purpureocillium takamizusanense
Lineage: Eukaryota; Fungi; Ascomycota; Sordariomycetes; Hypocreales; Ophiocordycipitaceae
Exons: 3
Coding region: 1-1395 (464 amino acids)
Biological process (GO): proteolysis
Molecular function (GO): aspartic-type endopeptidase activity
Source: RefSeq, a predicted model, not a curated record